AUGCCGUCCUCCAGAUCCAAAGCAGCCUCACCGCGGCACCCGCCCGGCCUUGACGCAGAGCGCGCCCGCGUCAAGAAGCUGGCCAGCUACUUCGGCUCUCUCGGCAUCGUGCCCGAAGACUCGUCUGCCAGUCCUGCCACCGACCCCGUCUCCAGCUCGCCCGCCGCCGCCAGAGAUGCCACCCUCACGGCCCUCGCCCAGCUGGGCCCGCUGCGCCUGCAGUGCGACCGCGCCUUCGUCUCGCUCACUGACCGCUGCCACCAGUACAUCAUCGCCGAGGCCACCCGCUCGUUGUCUUACUUCGACCUGGCCCGCAACUCACAAGACCCCCUCUACCUGGGCGUCGUCGCCCUAGAUGCCGCCUGGAGCCCGGAAACCAUCCACAUCUUCACCGAACCUGCUGGCCACGUGGAUAUCUGCACCCCUAACGUGCAGGCUGACCGUUCCAAGUACCGCAUGUGUGACUUCCGCGCCGACCCGCGCUAUGUCGACAGUCCCUACGUGGCUUCCUGGCCCUACGCACGCGCCUACUUGGAAGUCCCUUUGCGCACGUCGACUGGCGAAGUCAUCGGAUCUUACUGUGUGGUCGACAAUCGCAUCCGCGACGACUGGGCCGAUGACUUGGCCAUCCGGAUCUUGGCUGAAAUCGCCCAAACCAUCAUGGACCACAUUGAACUUGUCAAGAUGCAGGAGCAACACCACCGCCUGGAGCGACUGGUAAACAAACUCUGUGUAUACGUCGAAGAGAAUACUAGCAUGCAGGCUUCGGAAACCAACCUUCACGCCGACCAAAGCUCGUCAGCUAGCACCCCCCAGGACAGCCCUGAAUCGAGCCCUAUGUCCGGGCCUGUAAAAUCCAGCAAUAAAUUUCCCAGUGAAAAGCCAGCCUCCAGUUCGCACGAUUCGUUGGAGACGCAAUUAACCACCCCUAGCCCGAGCCCGAGACUGAACCCUUUCGAGUCAUCAGUGUCGCCCUCCAGACCAACCCACAUGUUGAGCCAGAGAUCUUCAUCAUCAUCGCACAGAGCACCACCGUCGCAGCGGUCGAGAGACAUUCCGGCGACGUUUUCGCGCGCAGCAAAUCUCAUCCAAGAGGCGACAGACAUCGAGGGCCUCGUCUUCCUGGAUGCAUCUCCGAAUGGCUUUGGAACCCGUCUGGACUCGAAAGUGGGCAACGUUUCAACCAGCUUGGAAACAGCCCAUUCCCCCGUCUCUGCUGCAGCAGAUUCUCCCAGGAUCAAGAUGUGCGAAACGCUCGGACAGUCCGUUAGCAGCGAUAGCAUCUCCGCAGGCUCAUUGUCUAUUCCCGAAGCGCUUCUACAAAGACUUCUUCAAGUCCACCGGGGAGGCACCAGCUUUUUCGCGGAUGAGCUUGACGAAUUAGAUGAGCAAGAGGGCAGCGAUGCGAAAUGUCUUUUCAAGAUUUUCGAUUCCGCCCGCUCGAUCCUUUUCAUGCCGCUUUGGGAUUACCAGAAAGAGGGGUGGUAUGCGGCCGCCAUUGGCUGGUCCACAAAGGCUAACCGCAUUUUCGCGUCCGAAGACCUGGUGUACAUCUCAGCCUUUGGUAACUCGAUCAUGAAUGAGGUGUCCCGCAUAGAGGCCAUGUCGGUCAGUCAUGCCAAGUCCAAUUUUAUUUCGUCGAUUUCGCAUGAACUCCGCUCGCCACUCCAUGGGAUUCUUGCGAGCACCGAGUUACUCAAACAGACCAAUCUCGAUCCUGAGCGGAUGGCCUUGGCCGAUAUGGUCGAGGUGUGUGGAGUGACCCUUCUGGAAACGAUGGAUCAUCUUCUCGACUUUGCCAAGAUCAACCACUUGUACAGAAAGGGUCGUCGAUCUUCAUCCGAUGGCCUCGGAGGGAGCAGGGGAGGAAGCAGGAACAGGAAAGAUUAUUUGAAUCUGUGCAAAACAGCAGACUUGAGCCUCCUGGUUCAGGAAGUUGUCGAAGGAGCGUACUUGGGCCACACAGCCCAGACCACAGGCCAGUUUGACCACGAAAACACUCCACUGGACGACGACGAAUCACCAAGCUCUAAAGUGGACAGAAUGCGCCGACCCAAGUCCAAACCUGUUCUUUUGACCAUGUCCAUUGAGAAGUGUAAUGACUGGCGACUGCACACCGAACCUGGCGCGUGGAGGAGGAUCGUUCUAAAUCUCGUGGGAAAUGCACUCAAGUACACCCAACGUGGAUCCGUCGAGGUUAGCCUGAAGUGCGUUGGCGCAGAGAGUGGACGAAGGCCUUCGUCAACCGAGGAUGGCCCCGAGAAGCGUUACAUUUGUCUCUCCGUCAAGGACACGGGUCGUGGCAUUGGCGAGGAUUAUUUGAAGUACCGCUUGUUUACCCCAUAUGCGCAGGAAGAUUCGCUGGUCAGCGGAACGGGACUGGGUCUGUCCAUCGUCCAUCAUUUGGUGACACAUCUCGAUGGGACUGUUCACAUACACAGCGAGGUCGGCGUUGGAACCCAUGUGCAGGUCAUGAUACCUGUCCCAAACGACGCGGAUGGUUCCCCGCCGAAAUCUGAUUGCACACCAGACUCAGCCGAGGAGGCAACGCAGACGUUGCAGGGCAAGACUAUUCUUCCGCUGAGAGGCGAUCGCUCACCCCACCGAGACGCAGAAGGAGAGAAGCUUCUUUCGAACGCUAUUCACACCGCUCAAUCUUGGUGGGGAAUGAAAGUUGUCUCCCAGGACGGUCCCGACGGCACUGAGACGGCAGCAGACUUUUGCAUGCUCCAUGUUUCGGAGCUCGAAGCUGCUCACGAGAACAGCUCUCUGAAGGACAUUACCGCCGCCAUCGUCGUCGUCUGCACACGCCAGCCCACACAAGAGCAACUCCUUGUUGCAGGCCUCUAUAACGCAACCUUCCUUCAGCAACCCUUUGGCCCCAAAAAGAUGAAGCAUUCACUCAACGCCGCGCUCUCCCGCUACAGUCACGACCCGCUACCUCCCGGCCAACCUCAACGAAAAUCAUCAUGGAUUGGCGCUCAGAGCCGUCUUUCAUACCGCGACUCCGGUGCCGGCGCCCUCGCAAUCGGCGCCCCUGUCACCGCCACAAGCACCCAACCGUCCACGCCAGCCCCGUCCUCCCCCACGCCUGCCUCACCGCCCUCACAGCCUACUUCUUCUCCCAUACCGACACCAGUGACAGAAGAGGACCGCACCGACCGGCCGCUUCACCUCCUGCUGGUAGAAGAUAACGAGAUCAACCUCAGGAUUCUCACGACGUACGCGCGCCGCCUUGGAUGUACGUUCGCGACUGCGUCGAACGGGCAAGAAGCCGUCGAAGCCUUCAAGGCCGCCACCCACCCACCGUUUGACGUCGUGCUCAUGGACGUCAGCAUGCCGGUGAUGACGGGAUUCGAGGCGACGAGGGCGAUCAGGGCGUGGGAAAGGGAAAAGCGCGGAACGGGAGGGAGAGCGGAGCCAGACGGAAACGGUUGUGGUGGCGCAGACGGUGCGAAGGAGCGGGGUAGGGGAAGGAAACGGAGAGGCUGCAGGAUUUUGGCGCUCACGGGCCUUGGCGCGGCGGAGAGCCAGAGGGAGGCAUUCAGCAGUGGGAUGGAUGAGUUUUUGAUGAAGCCGGUGCCGUUGAAGAGGCUCAAGGGGGUGCUGUUUGGAGAUGACAGGCGCGGCCGUGCGGAGGAGGGACAAGAGAAGGAAGAGAAAUCGAAGGCAACGAAGGCAUGA
This is a messenger RNA of Diplodia corticola, 3684 nucleotides long. RefSeq names its product sensor histidine kinase response protein. Gene Ontology annotation, molecular function: phosphorelay sensor kinase activity; protein binding. Gene Ontology annotation, biological process: phosphorelay signal transduction system; phosphorylation. The record is from RefSeq and is a predicted model, not a curated record. The coding region runs from base 1 to 3684 and encodes 1227 amino acids. The transcript has 2 exons. Lineage: Eukaryota; Fungi; Ascomycota; Dothideomycetes; Botryosphaeriales; Botryosphaeriaceae.